CUCUCUCUCUCUCUCUCUCUCUCUCUCACUCUCUCUCUCUCUCUCUCUCUCUCUCUUCCCUUUUUCCUCUAUCUACAGUAUAAUAUUAUACUAAUAUCAGGUUUCCAGUAGUUUCUAAUCUAUUUUUAUCCUCUUGGGUGGCCUGUACAUCUCUCUCUUCCUUUCACUUUCCCUCUUUCUCUGCAAGGACAAUCAACCGUGGUACCCACUUUGGUGUAAUAGUCCAUGCCUCAUUGCAUUAGUGCAUUACACUCUGUACUCUGUAUGUCUCUCAUGUUAAUAGUCUCCUCUUGUUGGUUGGCCACGAGACCAUUUUGAAAAUUCCAUCACUGAUGCUCGUUUUCACUAGCAAUUCCCCGAGCCUCAUCCCCCUAUCCGGUGGUGUUGCUAUAGUCACCAGCCCGUGCAGCUGCCUUCCAUGGCACAUUGGCUCUGGUCCACCUAGCCUUGUCUCCUGGUGUAUAUACCUUGGAGAGGAGGAAGUUGGACACAGUGCCUGUGGGUGAAUGCAUAGUAGGCAGGUUUAGUAUUCGUAGCACUAAGCUCUAUGCAGACAACUAUGUUACUAUAGGAGACUCUGCAUGUCUCUAUCAUUGUGUUGUCAGUCUUUCAGCAAAUAUACGCCCACUUUCACCGAGAUUCACAAGCGUGCCUGCAGUGGGCUAUAGGUAACUAACACCAGCUACAUAAUUUUAUUAGACCGUGUAGACUAUAUACUGUAGUAAUAGAGUCGUUUGUCACGAGGCAAAGGGCCAUCUAUUCUACGUAAUUCCCUGCAUGCCUGUUUACUGCCCUUAAUACUGAAACCAAUAUUCACAGCAGUUGUGGCACAUAUUGACGCACCCCAUAGGCUGCAUUAGUGGAGUGAGUAAUUGGGCAUUAGUAGCCAGCUAACUAUCUCACAGGUCCCUGUAUUGUGGUGGAGAGUAUCACAUUUCCUGCUGCUAAUUGUGGAGGUGUUUGCCACUUUCAAUCCAUCAAACAACAACAACAGUUGGUGCCUCAGAGGUGCUCUGUUACUGGGUCGUGUUUCAUGCUGUCUGCUCCCUCUCACCUCCCUCCCUGUCUCUCUCUCUCUCUCUCUCUCUCUCUUUCCAAUCAUUUUCCUUCAUCCUCCCUCCCUCCUUCCCUCCCUCUCCAUCUUCUCCCUCCUCUCUCUUCCCUCCAAUCACAGCUAUACCAUGUCAAAGUCAACGGCACUCAUCUUCAUACUCGCCUUUGCCAUACUCUUCAGACUGGAGCGUCCGAGACUAAGUCAGGUCGGUGUGGUGGUGCUCAUUGUAACAGGUCUCUUCAUGUUCACGUUCCAGUCCACCACCUUUGACCUGGAGGGAUUCAUUCUGGUCUUAUUAGCCUCAGUCAUCACCGGAGUGCGAUGGACCACAGCCCAGCUAGCCAUUCAGAAAGAGGAACUAGGUCUGUCAAAUCCAGUUGACACCGUGUUUCAUCUUCAACCGGUCAUGAUCCUCACUCUCCUACCACUGGCCAUACUUGUUGAUGGGGUCCACAUAGGAACUUCUGAGGUAGUCUUCAGAGCCAGUUCAUUUCAGGAGCUCCUCUGGACCUCCGUCAUCAUCCUCACGGCCUCCGUCGUGGCAUUUGGUCUCGGGACCUCGGAUAUCUCCUGGUCUACCACACCUCCGGACUUACCCUCUCCGUUGCCGGGGUACUAAAGGAGGUGAUAAUCCUGACCGUCUCCACGGUGUACUGGGAGGAAGACACCUUAUCUCCUGUCAACAUUCUGGGAAUGGUGGUGUGUGUGGGUGGCAUAACUCUCCACGUCUUCUUCAAGAUACUCAGAGCUAGAGAAGAAGAGAAGAAGAAGAAGGUAAUGUCCAGAGGAGAAGCAGCGGUACAGCUGCUGCCAGUCUCCCGCAGUAACCACAAGUUCUCUCGUGAGGACAGUGAGAGUGGAGACAGCGUCAGUGUCUACGAGUCAAGAAACCUAUAGCAAAAAUCACCCCCUCCUCUUCCUUACUCCCAAUGAUACUCUCUUCUACCAUUCCGUCCUUCAUUUCACCAUUUUUGGUCACUCAAUUCAAUUGCAUCCAUGAUGAAGGUCAACAAUGGUUUUAGUGAUCAAAC
Messenger RNA from Geodia barretti, 2085 nucleotides. Lineage: Eukaryota; Metazoa; Porifera; Demospongiae; Tetractinellida; Geodiidae. The record is from the annotation of a GenBank genome assembly.